Symbiodinium necroappetens is the source of this 2037-nucleotide messenger RNA. The record is from the annotation of a GenBank genome assembly. NCBI's taxonomy places the organism in Eukaryota, Dinophyceae, Suessiales, Symbiodiniaceae.
AUGGCUGAUUCACUGGAGUCCACCUGCUCGCGACCGGAUGAUCCGGUCUUACCCGAGUAUCCCGAAAAAGCCAUGCGCUGCAUGUUGUCAGAGGUUCUGGAGGACAAGCUCCGGUCACUGGAGCUGCGGCUCGAGGCACGUUUUCGAGAUUUGCUGCGACGGGAUGUCGUCCCCAGACUCAGGCGUGUUGCCGGUGAGCAGCUCGGAGACACAGAAUCCGAAGUGUCUUCAAACUUUCCCCAUCUGCUCGCAAUGCCGCCAACAUUGAUUGCCCCGGCCGAAGUCACCGAAAGCACAAGCAAGGAAACUGCCAAGAAAGACCGUGGAGAGGAGGAAGAUGACACUCCUCAGAGCAAAGCGAAGAGGCUAAGCAUUACUUUUGGGGCUUCCCACGACGAGACGCGCCGCGAACAUGCACGGAGCUUGCGGAGCUCGAACGCCUCUCAUGACAAGCUCAAGCAGACCGCACUGCAAGUGUGCAUGAGGAGUACUGCGGUUGACAUGACCUUGGCGGCGGUCAUUUUGCUAAGCUCGGUCCUGGUCGGGUUCGAGGUCCAGUACACAGCGACAGACAGUUCAAGUGCCCUCCCAGACGUCUUUGUAGCAGCCCGCAUGACCCUCAAUGCGAUCCUUGCUUUGGAGCUUCUGCUGCGAGUGUAUGCCUUCGGUUGGCGCUGGUCUGCGCGCCAAGGCUGUACCUGGUUCUUCUUCGAUGCUUUCCUCGCAGCGGGAUCAGCUGUAGAACUUGGCUUAGACAUUCGCAGCUUCUUUUACGAGCCGUGGGAGGGAUUGCCUGGUUUCUCACAGCUGCGCCUGUUGAAGAUCCUGCGGGUGACCCGGCUGCUGCGUGCACUGCGGAUUCCUUCACUCUUGAAAUAUGUUGGUCCUCUGCAGACCCUCGUUUCAUCGAUUUCUCACACCCUGUGGUAUCUUGUUUGGGCGGCGGUCCUGCUGGUGCUGAUGAUCUACACCGUUUCAAUCCUCUUCGCCCAGACAGUGACUGCCCAUGUAAUCACGGAGGGGGUGGAAGCUGUCGAGGAUACAAAGCCAGCCUUGCUGGAUUUCUGGAAAGACCUCUUCACAUCAAUGACCACUUGCUUCAUGGCAAUAUCGGGCGGCAUCAACUGGCAGCUGGUGUAUGUUCCCUUGAACGAGCUGGACCCAAUCAUGGGCUUCAUCUUUAUACUAUACAUCUCGUUUACGUAUUUUGCGUUACUGAACAUUUUAACUGGUGUGUUCUGCAACAGCGCGAUGGAAGCACUAUCGAGAGAUCCUGACAUCGUCGCUAUCUCGAAAGAUGCGACACACUUGCGCAAUCAGUUGUCAAACCUGUUCUACUUUAUUGACAAGGAUGACUCUGAAGGGAUCACGCUUGAUGAAUUUGAAGUAUGGAUGGCAGAGGAGAACGGAAAGUUUAACUUGCAAGCUCUGGGAAUCGAAGGAGGGGAUGCGUGGACUUUGUUCAAGCUUCUUGAUGAAGAAGCCUGCGGUUCAAUCUCAAAGGAUGCCUUUGUAGAUGGCUGCCUGCGCUUGCGAGGCAGUGCUUCAGGUGUGGACAUGGCAACGUUGCGUUGCGAAUCGAGGGCAAUGCAAGAACUGCUGGGCUUGCUCGUCAUGCGGCUGGAUGCAUCGACAUUCCCGAAGCCACGCAGGCCAUCUUUUCCCAAGAGGCUCUCCAAGAGAAGUGCAGUGGCAGCUGACGUUGAGGUGGGAAUUUUGCUCCGGGCCGACCCCAGGUCACCAGCAGGACCUGGCGGAUCAUGCUGGCCAGCUUCUCCACACCAGGUGCCAUACUUGGAGCUGGCAAAGCGAUCAGAGGCGCAGGAUAAACACUUCGAUGCUUGGUUGCUAUAUGGCAAAGCGACUGAGGGAAGUGUGAAUUCCGCGGAGCUUUUCAGAUGCAGGGCGACCUGUGCCCUCGCAGCAAACCUCGCCGCCUGUGCCGUUGCCGACGCAUGCAGGGGAGUUGAGAUGGGAGAUGCCCUUUGUCACGAGAUUAUGGCACGCGGUUUGGAGUCGCUUAACAGACUCGAAGAU